Messenger RNA from Aedes aegypti (yellow fever mosquito), 5497 nucleotides. It is a transcript of the gene Rdl, whose product is annotated as gamma-aminobutyric acid receptor subunit beta. Lineage: Eukaryota; Metazoa; Arthropoda; Insecta; Diptera; Culicidae. The transcript is spliced from 10 exons. The record is from RefSeq and is a predicted model, not a curated record. Gene Ontology annotation, biological process: chloride transmembrane transport; nervous system process; signal transduction. The coding region runs from base 1392 to 3053 and encodes 553 amino acids. Gene Ontology annotation, molecular function: GABA-A receptor activity; extracellular ligand-gated monoatomic ion channel activity; neurotransmitter receptor activity. Gene Ontology annotation, cellular component: membrane; synapse; neuron projection.
CUGUAGAAGAGAGCGAAAAUGAAAGAAAAGAAGAAGAAAGGAAGGAUUUCAUCCUAUGUGAGCUUUCGAAGGCUGCUGGAUCCGUCGGUUGAAUGGUGGUAUUAGUGCGCAGGUGCCACGACGGAACAAUUUUGCACACCAAAUGGAAAAGCUUUCGCGUCGGCCAGGAUUUUCCUAGUAUUUUGGGCUGCAAGCUUUCGGUUUCAUCGGGGGUGGUUUUAGGAGAGGACGAGAGCGAAGGAGCGCGUGAGCAAUUCAGGACAACGUUUGUGUCAUAACGUGUGCAAUUGUGAUCGCGAAUUUAUUGUGUGAGAGCUUACAGUAGAAGGCGGAGAAUGCCAGAGACAGGGAGAAUUUUCAUUCACAGAGCUUUCGGAGCGACUUUUCCAAGUGUGUAGUUUUUUUUGUGUGUCCCACCCAAAAUAUUCUAGUCUGAGAUAGAAAUUCAGCCAGAUAUGGCUGUUAUUUUCGCUAGCGAAAUGAAAUUACAUAAAAUUCUGAACAGUUGAACCAAAUAGGGGCUGGAAUCCCUGCUGGAAAAGGGCCACGCUUGGCCGGAUUUGGAUUGCGUAUUAAGUUUGGUUUUGAUUGCAGGGAAAAGAUUUUUCCCUGCAAUUCAGAUUUUCAGAGCGGAUUAAUGCCCAAAGUGGUAAGGUGAAAAAUGUGACAAGUGAUGGUCUUCGAUGAAAACUAGGAUAACAGAAAAUGAAUUCGAUAAGCUGCAGUAGCGUAGGACGAUACGAAGGCAUUAAUAUACUAGCAAUGCGAAAAUUCGCUCGGUGAAAUGAACAAAUUACCGAAGAAAUUGGGGUGACCAAUAAAGCAAGCAACUUCAGUGUGUGUGGUGGCGAAGAGUCGAAGAAGAAGACGACGACGACGAAGAAGAAGAGAAGAAGAAAAAGUGCUUUAAAUAGAUGGUUGGAGGUUAGCGAACACCGAGAGGUUCGACCAGAAAUCGCCAGAGUGGACCCACAAGCGGAACGGCCAGGGGUGUAGCAAUUCUGAACAGCAUCCCUCCCCUGAUCCCGAGACUUGUGGGAAGAUGAGACGUACCGAAAGGAGCACAUAAAUUGACAACAGCAACAUCCAGCUUUUACCUCAAUUUUCCAACACAGAAAAAUACAGCAGCAGUAGCAGCAGCAAACAACAACAACAAAAACAACAACGCAACUGAAGCGAGAAUUGAGAUCACUGCUUUUUGCGAGAGCAGAAAGUAAACCUAUAACACACCAUCGGAGCAGUGGGAACCAUCCAUUUAGACGACGCAGUAACAAGAGGAAUACAGCAACGAAGACCUCUGCUGUUCUCAGCGUAGUAGAAGAUCCAAAAACCGAAACCGAUCCAUACGCUAGAGGGAAUCUAGACGCCCGGGAGUCAUCCGAACUGCAAAAAUGUCGCUGGAAAUCGAAGUGCCGCACGUCAGGUGCCCCUCGUUAGGUGUCCUCAUACUGACACUUAACCUGGCGCUGUUUUUGCCUCAGACUAUUAAUAGGACACCGCCAUAUGUGCUCGCAGGGACCGGUGGCGGCAGUAUGCUAGGGGAUGUAAAUAUUUCGGCCAUUCUAGAUUCGUUUAGCGUUGGCUAUGACAAAAGAGUAAGACCAAACUAUGGAGGACCGCCGGUUGAAGUGGGAGUCACCAUGUAUGUGCUGUCUAUCAGUUCGCUGUCUGAAGUUAAAAUGGAUUUCACAUUGGAUUUCUACUUUCGACAAUUUUGGUCUGAUCCACGUUUAGCUUACAGAAAAAGGCCGGGUGUAGAAACACUAUCAGUUGGAUCUGAGUUCAUUAAGAAUAUUUGGGUACCCGACACGUUUUUUGUAAAUGAGAAACAAUCAUACUUUCAUAUAGCGACCACUAGUAAUGAAUUUAUAAGAAUACAUCAUUCUGGAUCUAUAACUAGAAGUAUUCGAUUAACAAUCACAGCAUCAUGUCCAAUGAAUUUACAAUAUUUUCCAAUGGAUAGACAGUUAUGUCAUAUAGAAAUAGAAAGCUUCGGAUACACGAUGCGAGAUAUCCGAUAUAAAUGGAAUGAAGGCCCCAAUUCAGUCGGAGUCUCGAGUGAAGUAUCUUUGCCUCAGUUUAAGGUUUUGGGACACCGUCAGCGUGCUAUGGAAAUCAGUCUCACAACAGGAAAUUAUUCACGUUUAGCAUGUGAAAUACAGUUUGUACGUUCGAUGGGUUAUUAUCUCAUUCAGAUUUACAUACCAUCCGGAUUAAUUGUAAUCAUAUCGUGGGUAUCAUUUUGGCUAAAUAGAAAUGCUACACCAGCACGUGUUGCAUUAGGUGUAACCACUGUCUUGACAAUGACAACACUGAUGUCGUCAACGAAUGCUGCCUUACCGAAAAUAUCUUAUGUAAAAUCGAUUGACGUAUAUUUAGGCACAUGCUUCGUCAUGGUAUUUGCCAGUCUGCUGGAAUACGCCACCGUCGGUUAUAUGGCGAAGCGGAUACAGAUGCGCAAGCAGCGCUUCAUGGCAAUCCAGAAGAUCGCUGAACAGAAGAAGCAACAGGCGGCGGACGCCAAUCAUCCGCCUCCACCGCCACCUGUCAGCGAUCACAGCCAUGGCCACGGUCACGGACACAGCCAUGGCCACCAGCACACGCCGAAGCAGCAGAUGGGCAGCCGUAGCGGUACUAUGUCCAAUGUGCCCCCCCAUAAUAUCGCGGGAUCACGAGGUUGUUCUAUUGUAGGUCCACUGUUCCAAGAGGUCCGCUUUAAGGUGCACGACCCGAAGGCGCACUCGAAGGGCGGAACGCUGGAGAACACGAUCAACGGUGGACGGGGCGGGGGUGGCCCACCGGGUGGCGGCGGUGGACCACCUGGCGGAGGCGGCGGCGGGCCGGACGAGGAAUCGGGUGCACCGCAGCAUCUGAUACACCCGGGCAAGGAUAUCAACAAACUGUUAGGAAUUACGCCCUCGGACAUCGACAAGUACUCGCGUAUUGUCUUUCCGGUGUGCUUCGUAUGCUUCAACCUGAUGUACUGGAUCAUCUAUCUGCACGUGAGCGACGUCGUGGCCGAUGAUCUGGUCCUACUCGGCGAGGAGAAGUAAUGCGAUUUAGGGAAACAAACGAAAAAAAAAAACGAACAGGCAACAACCUAGAACAGACAUACGUUAGUCAGACAAGUAGGAAACCUAAACAAACACACACAUUCACAUGCAUGUGCGCGUGCUGCAGACAGACUGGCAAACAUACACAUCUACACUCGCGCUCGUUUAGGUCGUACAGUUAGUAGAGAUCGAGGUAUAUGUGUUUGUGUGUACGUGCUAGACAGCGCAGGACAGAGGACGCGGACAGGUAAGAGUCCUUGAGGAAUGCAAAUAUAACAACAAAAGUAUAAGAAAUUUUUAGGAUUUAUUUUUACCUAUUUACAGUUUCGGUUCUUUUUUAUACAUAUACAAGAGACAAAAAUGGAAUAAAAAAAAACUAGAUUUUAUCGUUAUUGAUGAUUAACAUUGUAGGAAAGGAGGUAACGCGAAAUAUUCCUAAUUGAAAAAAAACACACACAUACAAAAAGAGAAUGAAGUGUAUGAGCAGGAGUCAACUUAGAGUUAUACACGUGCGGCUACGUAUGUGUUAGAAAAAUUUAAAUUAAAUGCAGAAAAAAGACGCAAAGAACUAAAAAGCAAGGAGGAGAAUUUAUAACUAGCCUGUAAGCAGUGGAGAAAGCUAACUAAGAAAGCAAAAAAACGAUAAUUUCAGAAACAAAAAGAAAAUACUGGCGAAUUGAACGAGUCUAGGAACGAAUUAAAUUCUGAACUUAAAUAGCAGCAAAACAAGCAAGCAACAAACAAAAUAACUACACUAAACACAUUCUCACACCGAGCAUACCAGUUAAUGUAAAGUUGCGUAGGAAAUCAAAAUAAAAAAAGAAGUUUUUGAAUUGCAAAAACGUUUACCCAAAAUAUCGGAAGUUUAGAAUCCGAUCGGAGCAAAGAAGUUUGCCGCGAGUCAGAAUAUUUUAUAUAAGCAAACCCGUAGUAGCGUUUUUGGUUUUUCAAAACUACAAACUAAACAGAAGAAAACCUAAUUAAGUAUCCCAAACAGACUUAACCCGUGAGGAAGUUGGUGUAGCCCUUUAGGCGUUCUCUAUGGGAACGAAUCGAGGUGUGAGUAUAGAAUGAGGCAAAAUUUCAAUGAGAACGCGUGUGUGAGCUAUUGGAAUUCGAGCAGAUUCGCUUUUUAGUUUUCGCGUCAAAGUCACCCCUUUGGAGAAUGAAGCGCGCUCAAUGGCUACGAAGGCAGUCACACUCGGCUUUGCCGGUUAUUGCAUCCAAUAAGGGGAUAGACUUCUGUUCGGAGAGGUUUAUGACCAAUCGAAAUCCACAGACUCGCUGUGCCGGACUGAAAAUAGGUGAACCUUUUUCGGAGAAUUCGAUUAGCCUCCGGGGAGUCAGUAAAACGGUACCGAGGUUCGAGGCAAUGAUGGAGGUCAUAAACUGUGUCAGAAAUCAUCUUCGAGAUGAGGAGAGUGGUUGGUCGUGUCCGGAGGAAAGAGUCAGACGGAAAGGGUCGUGUUCAGUGGGAAUUCUAAUCAGGAAAACCCGGACCGAAAAAAUCCACUCAAUUUGAAACGACUCGUACCAGCAUGAGUGAUUUUGGUUGCACUCUUUGAAAAAACGGGAAAAUGUAAUCAAGGCAGACCUUUCUCACUCACCAAAGAAGGACGACUCCCGAAGGAUCCCACAACGGAACGACAACAGCCUGGCAGGGUGGCGAGAGGCCUUUGCCGUACGAAAUUGUGGUUGCCGUAAAAUUUGGGCCCCAAAUAGAAGGCGUGUAAGCAGAUUAAUCUCGACGCUGGAUGAUGCUCCCAUAGUAGUGAAGAUUCUAGGCUCCGAGGGCGGUGACGAAGGAGUAGAAUAAGUUAAUACGAUAUUAAUUAUUAAUUAUUAGAUUAAAAAUUAAUUCUCUAAAUGCUUCCAACGUAUUUGCCAAACAACUAGGACGGAACAGAUGCGACCGAAGGAAGUGACGGCAGAUUGCUGGUUUUAUGAAGUUUGCAACGAAUAUCGAUUUUUGAAUUUUACUGCUCGGUGUUUCGCUUGCAGUGAACCGCAAGCAUGGAUGAAUUUUGAACAGCUUUUGAGCUAGGUAGCAACAUUUGGGCCACUGCCUAUUUUCAAAUACUUCACUAGGUUUAAAUUGAUGUCGGCCUUCGUUGUCUGGAAUUGUAGAAAUUGGCAUAGAUUUUUUUUUUCUAACAUUAGUGUUUCUUAGUGGGAGACCACUAAGAAAGUGUGCACGUGCACGUGUAUUUCAUAACUAUUGGCUCCAUUUUGUAUGUUAGUUGUGAGACAUUAUUUCAAUAAUUUGGACAAAUGCCGUCUUUUCCUUCGGAAACAGCAAAACUGCACCCAUUGCAAAUCAUAAUUUCACGUUAUCUCAUAGGCUAAGUAUUUCGCUAUUGACAUCAAAUGAAACUGUCGCAAAAGUGUGUUCAUUCUCAUGUUUCCCAUGUCUUCGAUGAAUUCAUGAGUUGUAGAUCCAAAAA